CAAACAACAACAACAACAAUAACAAUAACAAAAAUAACAACAAGAAUAGCAACAACAACAAUAACAACAAUAACAAUAACAAUAACAACAAUAGCAACAACAAUAACAACAAUAACAGAAACAUCAGUUCUAAUCAGUCAAAAUAUGCCUUUACAUUGUCGAUUGAAAUGGCCGUGGUUGGUGGUUUCUGAAGUAGAUUAG
Molecule: messenger RNA, 201 nt
Organism: Loa loa (African eye worm)
Lineage: Eukaryota; Metazoa; Nematoda; Chromadorea; Rhabditida; Onchocercidae
Exons: 1
Source: RefSeq, a predicted model, not a curated record